AUUCUCACAUACUCCCAAGUCACAACCAAUCGAGAUUUACACUUGUGCAUUUGUAUCUUCAUCAAUUUGCAAUGAUAUCAUAAAUAUUAUUAAAUAAUUUUAUUAAGUGAUCAAAUAAUUAUCAUGGAUAAUCGUAAAAUAGCAACAAGUUCAUUGGUUUUAUUUUUUUUGUUGAAUAUUUGUUAUGGAGAUAAAUUAACAGUUGGUCAAAGAGCACCAUUGGAUGCAUUGAGUUCUGGUGGAUUAUUAUUAGCAGCACCAUUAGUUGGAAAUGGUGCUGCUGAUGUUGGAAGAAGAUCAGAUGUUGGAAGAAGUGGUGGAGCACCAAAGCCACCACCACCACCAAAACAAAAUAAUCCAACUCCUCAAGUACAACCAAAAGAGGAUGGUGUUACAAGAGAAGAAACUGAAGAAUUAAAAGAAAUUGAUGGACAUCUUGUUCGUGUUGUUAAAGGAAGUCUUGGUUAUGAUAGUCCAGAAGGACUUCCUGUUUCAAUCAAAUACACUGCUGAUGAAAAUGGCAAUCGAGCUAGUUUUACAAUUGGAAAACCAGGUGGGGGAGGUGGACCAAAAGCAGGUGGUGCCUCAGGAAGUGGUGGAGGAGGUAAAUCAACUUCUAACGGAGGAAAAAAUAAUAAUGGUGGUGGAGGUGGAGGUGGAGGUGGUACUGGAGGCACUGGUGGAGGAGGAAAAAAAACUGGUGGUAGUGGAAAUGGUCCAAGUACUUAUCUACCUCCAAAAAUGAUGAAAGUUGAUAAUAAAUAUCUACCACCAAGUUAAAUAUAAAAAUAUCAAAAGAAAACAUAUAUAUUUAAAUCAAAGUUGCUUUAUUGAUAUUAAUAUAUUCACAAAUAUAUCAUAAAAAAUAUACAAUACAAUUUUUAAUUUUUCAAUUUCAUGUACCACGAUAAGUUGUAUAACCAAAUGGAUUUAAAAGUAGUGGAAUAUGAUAAUUUUCAUUUGGAUUAUUUAUGUCAAAUAUAAUUUCAAUUGUUGAAUAAAAUGAUGAUGUAUUGGUUGAUAAAAAAUAAUCAUCAACAUUAUAAAUUAAUUUAUAUUUUCCUUGUGUUAACAAAAUUCCUUCUUUAAUUAAAUUUUCACAACGACCAGUUGCACUUGUUUUGCUAUAAAUUAAUUAUAAAAUUAAAAAAAUAAACUCCAAUUUUAAAUUUAAAUAGUAUUUACCAAUUUCCAAUAUUUGUCCAUUUAUUUUCUGUAUAUUUUUCAAGUUUAACUUGUAAAUUUGAUACAGGAGAACCUCUUGAUGUAUCCAACACAUGAGUCGAUAGGUGUGGUUGAUUCAUCUUACUCGAAAUAAAUUUUUAUACUGACGAUAUUUCGUUUUUUCCACGCUUAUAUCACAAGUCACAGGUCAACAUGAUAAAAUAUGAUUAAAUAAGAUAACAAAAAAAUAGAAUUUAAGUAUUUAUUUAUCAAUGAAUUAUUUAUUUUUACAAAAAUACUUAAAUAUUUAAAGAAUUAUUUUAAUUUACAAUAGCAUUUUUAUACUAAUAAUUAAAUGUAAUUACUAAUCAGUUAGAAUAAUAAAAACAAAAAGCAAAA
Messenger RNA from Aphidius gifuensis, 1563 nucleotides. Its product is annotated as single-stranded DNA-binding protein-like. The record is from RefSeq and is a predicted model, not a curated record. NCBI's taxonomy places the organism in Eukaryota, Metazoa, Arthropoda, Insecta, Hymenoptera, Braconidae. The transcript is spliced from 3 exons. The coding region runs from base 124 to 780 and encodes 218 amino acids.